Naegleria gruberi is the source of this 1110-nucleotide messenger RNA. RefSeq lists its product as uncharacterized. The record is from RefSeq and is a predicted model, not a curated record. Lineage: Eukaryota; Heterolobosea; Eutetramitea; Acrasida; Naegleriidae. The transcript has a single exon. Bases 1 to 1110 code for a protein of 369 amino acids.
AUGGGCAGAAGAGACAAAGCCAUUGAAGCAUUUAACGAGUGUAAAAAGUAUUUAGGGAAAAUUUAUGAUGAUUUGGAAUCAUUUGCUGUUGCCUGCACAUGUAAUUAUAUUUCAUUCUUUUUAGCUGGAGAGGGAGAGGAUGAACUUUCGAGUAAUUAUUUAACACUGGUUGACCAGUAUUUUAAAAGAAGAGCACGACAAAUUGCUCGAGGUUUGCCAUGUUUUGGAAAUAGCGAACAUUUUAUUGUAAAUAAUUUAGAUAAGAAGAGAGGAGUUACGAGUAUAUUUUUCUAUGACAAUAGAUUGGAUUGGAAUAAGGGCCAAAAAUAUAGCAAUCUAGUUGCAGUGUCUUACAAAAUAGCAACAGGAAAUGAAUUACCACAGAAUUUUGUUGAAAUACUUGAUGCGGACCUUAAUGAAUUUACUUUUGCGCAGCAAAUGUCUGUAUUGGAUGAUUUACACAUUUUAAUGAAGAAGAGCCACAAAGGAAGAUCACAUGUUCCAGAAUAUGUACAAAUAGGUCUAAUGAUGGACAAACUCAAUGUUGCUUUACACAGACUUGAAGCAUUAAGAGUGGUCCUCGCAAAGAAUCCAAAGGACAAACGAUUUGUGAAAUUGGAAAUGCUCAAAUAUGCGGAUGAAAUUAGUGAAAUUGUUGAUAAUCCCUAUUUCCCAGGCAUGUUAUCAAGUUUUAUAUUUGCAUUUGCUCUGGCAGCCCAAGUACAUUUCGAAUUAUUUUUUGAUAAUGAAAUUUCAAAUGUACCUCUGAUUAAAACAAAUAUUCUCAAUUCCUUGGAUAGAGAUAUGAGAGGACUAAAACACUUUUCCUCAAAAUAUGGAAGAACAACCAAAGUUUAUGGACCUAUUAUGAAUGCAAUUGAAGCUCUCGUUGUCAACAUUUCACCACCAAAUUGUGGUCCUCCCUUAGACUCCAUUUCUUCCUCAACAAAUGAUCAAGCAUCCUCUCUUCCAACAUCAAGUCAUGAAAGCUCUUCAACUGCAACAACCUCUGCAGAUGAUCAGAGAAAGAGAGAUUUACCAUCAGCUCAGUUUUUAGCAAACACAAUGAAAAAUUUUAUGCCAAGAAUCGCUAGGAAUUUCAAUAAUUAA